Doryrhamphus excisus (bluestripe pipefish) is the source of this 3340-nucleotide messenger RNA. The record is from RefSeq and is a predicted model, not a curated record. Lineage: Eukaryota; Metazoa; Chordata; Actinopteri; Syngnathiformes; Syngnathidae.
CUUCGUCGAUGCUUCAGAGAGCCGUAAGUAAUGUCUGUGGCUUCUCCACACAUCGCUUGCACGUUUUUCAUGUUGUCCAUCUCAUUUUUAUUAUUUUUUUUUAGCGUUUGUGCUGCCUCAUUUUCGCUUGACGUCGCCACUCGCACAUCUGUGGCAGCUGGACGCCCGUCUUCAGCACCUGGACAGCUCCUGUUGUGAGCCUCAUUUUUUUUAGGAAGCGUCGUACACAUGGAGCCCCUGGUGUGAUUUUGGAGAGGGGGUGGAGUGGAAGCCCUUGGAGCGAAGGAGGAGGGGGUGGUGGUGGCGGGGGGGGGGGGGAACACACAAGCCACCCUCCCACGAUGGGACCGUCUCCACGGACUCGGUGACGGCGUCGCCCACUGCCGAAGCAUGGUGCCCUUUUGCCGGAGGAGGUGUAUUUAUCGCACGUUGUCCCCAGAAAGGAGAUACUGGUGCUCGGCGGAUUUGUUAGCCCACUCACGCCAAGAUUCGAGCUGUCGUUGUGAUCUUCAUCCAUGUGUCCAUCGCCACUGCCAGGGCAAAUGAAUCACGACCACACUUUCCACUAUGUAGAGCAAUCAUACACAGGAGGUGUGGAAGGAGCUCGGUCACUGCUGUGGUGAAUGUCAAUUUUGGCUGGUUUAGUGUGAACGUCCUCCAUUCCAAAGCCUUUCAACAUGAGCAACCACCAGGCCCCGAUUCAAGCUGUAUCAUCAGAGCUGGAGGUGAUCUCUCAGCAGGUGGAAGAGGACAACCAGUGUGUGGCCCCGGUUCAGCUGGUUAGCUUCUCCUACAGAGACUUACCUCUGGCUGCCCUAGAUGUGUCCCUCGCUGGAUCUCAGCUCAUCUCAAACCCGGAUGAAGAUGACAACAGAGAGGGGUCCAACUGGCUGAAGCCAUGCUGCGGAGGACAAGCGGCACUGUGGCAAGUGUGUCUGACGUCGGCCGGCUUCAACUGCGUCCUGGUGGCCUGCGUGGUUCUGGUGGUUGUGCUACUGACUCUGGAGCUGCUGGUCGACACCAAGCUGCUGCAGUUUAAUAACGCAUCCCAGUUUGCCGGCGUCAUCCACUGGAUCAGUCUCGCUAUCCUAUCUGUCUUCUUCACAGAGACCGUAUUCAGGAUCGUGGUUCUGGGGAUAUGGGAUUACAUUGAGAACAAAGUAGAGGUGUUUGAUGGAGCUGUCAUCGUCCUCUCGCUGGCUCCCAUGGUGGCCUCCACUGUGGCAAACGGCCCCAGCAGCCCCUGGGACGCCAUUGGCCUCAUCAUCACGUUGCGCAUCUGGAGGGUCAAAAGGGUCAUUGACGCCUAUGUGCUGCAAGUGAAGGUGGAGAUGGAACUGGAGAUCCAGCAGUAUGAGAAGGCCAAGGCGCUGAGAGAGGAGCAACUUGACCGCCUCACUCAGAUCUGCCAGGAGCAAGCAUUUGAAAUCCGCCAGCUCAGGGCCCACCUGGCCCAGCAGGACCUGGAUCUGGUGGCGGAGCGGGAAGCAGCCAUGCAAAUCCACCAUAUGUGGGGUAAACCGAGCAGCAGCUUCCAUGAGGUGGACGGACUGGCCCCUGGGGUCUCCGAACAUCACAGGCCGGCCAAAGUUAGAAUGCCCAGGGGGCCCUCAGAUCACCAUGGCCAGGAUGAUAUGAACAACUACAUCAGCCAGUAUUACAGCGAGCCAAGCAGCGACAUGGGCAUCCCAGACCCUGCCGCACGCAUCAUCACCACAGCGGCCAUUGACGUCCACCUCCCCAACAAUCCCAGCCAUCUUCCUCCUUCUCUGGUAAGCGCUGACGUCGUGUCCGGUAGCCGCUUACAGCGUGCCAACAGCUCGGCGAGCGAGGCCUCUGCGACCACAGCAUCUCGCAUCAGCAGCCACACGCUGGGAUCAGCCACGGACUGCAGUUCCACCGUGCGUGAGGCGUCCACGUCCACGGACUACAGUGACCAACGCUGCUACCCACCACCCUACAGCAGCACCCAGCCCAGGGGAAGCCCCAGCGCUGUUGUGCAAGAACUACUGUCCUCUCUUUCUGAGGACUCCUGUCUUGCCCAGAAGGGCCUGGACCCGGUCAACCUCAAACCUCCAAGCCCGACUGGUUCCACCAAAAACAGCCCAGAGCUGGAGCACAGGGUCAACAUUUACAACAAGAGGAACCAGGAGAGCCGUGUUGGGUCACACACCAAACCUCUCAUCCAUCUGCAGGGCAAUGAAGCUUUCCUAGAGGAGAAGUACAGGAUGAUGGAGCCGGUAGAUGCUCCUAUCCAUCAUCUGUCCGAAACAUGAGAGCAGCAGCAGGAACCUCAACAGGCUUCAAUUCCACACCAGUGGAGGACCACUUAUCAGGAAAUGACUCUCACAAAGACACUUUUAUGAAACUUUUACCAGCAACAGGGCACAAACCUAAUGCUACAUGGAGUUAUCUUUGCAGCUGUUUUAUUAUUAAACAGCCUUAAAAAAUACUAAAUACUGUUUGAUGGAACAACUGCAGGGUACAGUGGAUCAGUGUUGAGAUACUAAGUCAUUUCUAAUCUUUUGUCUUUCUAUUUUAGCAAUGUUUGUAAUCUAAAUCUUUGAAUGGAGUUUUGGAAUCAGUACUGACAUUUGAAUAGAAGUUCAUCGGUGGAAAAUGUGGCUGCACGUGACCAGUCAGAAACAAGAUGAGUCCGACUUUUCAAGUGCUGCUGUGUAGAUACUGUACAUCAAAACAGGAGGUUUGAGGUGUGGCUACUACAAAUUGAUUAGAGCAUGCACCUUUCAAGAUAUUGCACACCAACUUUAUUGUACUGUCAACAGAUGUUUUUUUUUAUUUUACUCAAGGAACACCAGUACUGCAGAGUGGAGCCAAUAAAAGGGACAAGACAACAACACACAAGCGAGUCAUCACUUUUUAAUACCAUAAUCUGAAAAUUAACAUCUUUUACAGCAUAGCAGGACGACUUUCCAGACAUGAUGGACACCGUACCAGUAAGUAGAAUAUGUCAGUUACUCACGACCACACGCGUAAAACAAUAUCUUCAAAGUACAACUUUAUUUGCCGAUAUUUAAAAAGUGUAUACAAAAACUGGCAUUGACAUUCACAGCAGGGCUGCAGUGGCUCGUCUUUGUUAAGGCUUCACCUGGAUGAUGAUUUGGGUGACGCUCAUUCCCUCCUCACUUGCUCAGGGCUUCCGUCAUCUCAGGGACAGCCUAGAGAAACAAAUGUUGUACUAUUGGAUUUUUUUUUUAGGGCUGUAAAAAAUAGCAGGUUUACGGUCAUAACUGUAACAUUUCUGUACAUUUUCAGAUGUACAGGAAUGAUAGGAGUAGCAGAUACUGGCAACCUCUUGCAAUGUGGGGAAAAAAACAUA